ACAGGGUGCGGGAGACGCGGAGCCGGAGGAGGAGGCGCAGCCGCUGCCCGAGCCGCAGCCGCAGCCGCAGCCGGAGCCCGAGCCGCGGGGCGGGCGCGAAGAUGCACACGACCCAGAAGGACACGACGUACACCAAGAUCUUCGUCGGGGGGCUGCCCUACCACACCACCGACGCCAGCCUGCGCAAGUACUUCGAGGUCUUCGGCGAGAUCGAGGAGGCGGUGGUCAUCACCGACCGGCAGACCGGCAAGUCCCGGGGCUACGGAUUUGUCACCAUGGCUGACCGAGCUGCUGCCGAAAGAGCCUGCAAGGAUCCGAACCCCAUCAUUGAUGGCAGGAAGGCCAAUGUGAACCUGGCAUACUUGGGAGCAAAACCCAGGAUCAUGCAGCCAGGUUUUGCCUUCGGUGUGCAACAACUUCAUCCAGCCCUUAUACAAAGACCUUUCGGGAUCCCCGCCCACUACGUGUACCCGCAGGCGUUCGUGCAGCCCGGCGUGGUCAUCCCGCACGUGCAGCCCGCCGCCGCCGCCGCCGCCUCCACCACGCCGUACAUCGACUACACCGGCGCCGCCUACGCCCAGUACUCGGCCGCCGCCGCCGCCGCCGCCGCCGCCGCCGCCUACGACCAGUACCCGUACGCCGCCUCGCCCGCCGCCGCCGGCUACGUCACCGCGGGGGGCUACGGCUACGCCGUGCAGCAGCCAAUCACCGCCGCCGCCCCCGGGACGGCCGCCGCCGCCGCCGCCGCCGCGGCCGCCGCCGCCGCCUUCGGCCAGUACCAGCCGCAGCAGCUGCCGACCGAGCGCAUGCAGUAG
Canis lupus familiaris (dog) is the source of this 815-nucleotide messenger RNA. RefSeq names its product RNA binding motif protein 24 (gene RBM24). Bases 102 to 815 code for a protein of 237 amino acids. Gene Ontology annotation, molecular function: mRNA 3'-UTR binding. The record is from RefSeq and is a predicted model, not a curated record. NCBI's taxonomy places the organism in Eukaryota, Metazoa, Chordata, Mammalia, Carnivora, Canidae. The transcript has 4 exons. Gene Ontology annotation, cellular component: cytosol.